AUGGGACAGUCAUCCCUUCCACUGUCAUGUAAGGCAUCGAUAUCAGCCCAGCCCCUCCCCCUGAAACCAGUGGUAAAGUCCACCCUCAACAGGUCACAGUCUGAGGCUGGCUCAACAAGUAGUGAGCUUUCUGUCAGUGCCGAGGAAGUCACGGCUGCUAUUUCUGCUUUCAAAGACGGCAAGAGCCCCAAGCCUCGGAUAAGGACACAUCCCAUUUUACCAGAGAAGGGAGAGAAGAAUAUCCUGAUCACCAGCGCUCUCCCCUAUGUGAACAACGUGCCCCAUCUGGGGAACAUCAUCGGCUGUGUGCUCAGUGCUGAUGUCUUUGCCAGGUUCUGUCGGUUACGAAACUGGAACACCCUGUACAUCUGCGGUACAGACGAGUACGGCACGGCCACGGAGACGAAAGCGUUGGAGGAAGGUCUCACACCGCAGCAGAUCUGCGACAAGUACAACAAGAUCCACUCGGAGAUUUACCAGUGGUUCGAAAUUGGCUUCGACUUCUUUGGGAGGACCACUACACCACAGCAGACUGAGAUAGCCCAGGACAUUUUCUGGAGACUCCACAAAAGGAAUUUCCUUCUGACAGAAACUGUAGAGCAGCUCAAGUGCCAACAAUGUGACAAGUUCCUGGCUGACAGGUUUGUCGAGGGGACGUGUCCGCUGUGUAACUAUGACGACGCCAGGGGCGACCAGUGUGACAAAUGUGGCAAACUCAUCAACGCAACUGAACUCAAGAAACCCAGAUGUAAGCUAUGCAGUAAGACGCCAGUGGUGCAGACAUCAGAACAUCUCUUUCUGGACCUGCCCAAGUUGGAGCCCGCCCUGUCAGCUUAUCUCACACCAUCUACGACGGACGACUGGUCCAACAAUGCCAAGGUCAUCACAAGGUCGUGGGUGAGGGAUGGGCUGAAGCCCCGCUGCAUCACGCGUGACCUGAAGUGGGGAACUCCUGUGCCUCUUGAGGGGUUUACGGAAAAGGUUUUCUACGUGUGGUUUGACGCUCCCAUUGGCUACCUGUCUAUAACGGCUAACUACACCGACCAGUGGGAGAAGUGGUGGAAGAAUCCACAACAGGUGACGUUGUACAACUUCAUGGCGAAGGACAACGUUCCUUUCCACAGCGUGGUGUUCCCCUGUAGUCUGCUGGGUGCUGAGGAUAACUACACACUUGUCAACCAUCUACAGGCUACUGAGUACCUGAACUACGAAGAUGGGAAGUUCUCCAAGAGUCGCGGCGUGGGCGUGUUUGGUAACAAUGCAAAGGACACUGGGAUACCUGCAGACAUCUACAGGUUCUACCUGCUGUUUGUCCGACCAGAGAGUCAGGACAGCACCUUCAGUUGGGAAGACUUCAUGACCAAGAACAACAGCGAGCUUCUCAACAACCUGGGCAACUUCGUCAAUAGGGCCCUGAUGUUUGUGAGUAACUUCUUCCAAGGCGUGAUACCAGCUGUAGAUGUGACAGAAGAUGACGGACAGCUGUUAGCUCAGGUCAACAGGGAACUGCAGGCCUUCAUACAGUGUCUGGAGAAAGUCAGACUGAGGGAGGGUUUGGUACGAAUCCUGAACAUCUCUCGUCUGGGUAACCAGUACAUCCAGGGACAGAAACCCUGGGUACUGGUCAAGGGCAACCCGGGCGAGAAAGCGCGAGCAGGAACUGUGAUCGGUUUGGCCGCUAACGUGGCCUGUCUCCUGUCAGUGAUGGUUCAGCCGUACAUGCCUGCUACCAGUCACACCAUCCAGCAACAGCUACAGGCCCCCGCUGAGGUCAACAUCCUCACAGACACAUUUGUGUGUCAACUACAAGCCGGACACAAGAUUGGAAAGCCCAGCCCACUGUUCCAGAAGAUAGAGGCCUCCACUAUGGCUGAACUGAAGAAGAAAUUUGCUGGCACACAGAUGGAGAGACAGGAAAAAGACAAGAAGAGUAAGACUGCUGCCCCACCUGUGCAGAAUGCUGCACCUGUUAAAGUGGACCAGGCUGAGGUGGACAGGCUCACAGCUGAAGUACAAAAACAGGGAGACACUGUACGUCAGCUGAAGACAGACAAGGCGGAGAAGAAGCUUGUCGACGCGGAGGUACAGAAGUUACUCGCUCUAAAGCAGCAGCUCGCUGCAGCUAAGGGGGAGAACCCUGCCGAAAUUAUCGGUGGGAAGGGCAAGAAGAACAAAAAGGGCAAAAAAUAACU
Messenger RNA from Branchiostoma floridae (Florida lancelet), 2192 nucleotides. Its product is annotated as methionine--tRNA ligase, cytoplasmic-like. Gene Ontology annotation, biological process: methionyl-tRNA aminoacylation. NCBI's taxonomy places the organism in Eukaryota, Metazoa, Chordata, Leptocardii, Amphioxiformes, Branchiostomatidae. Gene Ontology annotation, cellular component: cytosol; aminoacyl-tRNA synthetase multienzyme complex. Gene Ontology annotation, molecular function: ATP binding; methionine-tRNA ligase activity. The record is from RefSeq and is a predicted model, not a curated record.